AGGAGCCACCGCGCUGGAUUAAAACAUCAACUUCCGGUGUCCUGGCGGCGCUCCCGCAGACGGUCAGAGCUCUCUGGUGGGAGGGAGGAUCCUGAAGGAGAAUGGCCAGCUCUGGUCCUCAAGACACGGUGUGUGGCUCAGUGACAUUUAGGGAUGUGGCUGUUGACUUCUCUCAGGAGGAGUGGGCCUGCCUGGAUGCUACUCAGAGGGUCUUAUACAGGGACAUGAUGCUGGAGACCUACAGCAACCUCGUCACAGUGGUGGGAAGUUCCAUUUCCAAACCGGAUCUGAUCACCUUACUAGAGGAGGAGAGAGAGCCCUGGAUGGUUGUGAAGGAAGAAACAGACAGGCCCGGCCCAGAUUUGGAGUCCGAUUAUGAAGCUCAAAAAAUAUCUGUGGACAUUCAUAAUAUGAAUCUACCCAAAGAGAGCAUAAAGCAUAUAAGUAAAAAUUGUGACCUCCAGGGCUCCAGUUUUAGUAAUGGCCCCAACUCUAGUACAAUCAAGGGACUACAGAGCUGUCAAGAUGACCAAAAGAUUACUAAGAAGAAAAAAAUGCCUUUAUAUACCAGCCAGACUCUUAAUCACAAUAUAGAAAAAGAAUAUGAAUGUAUAGAGUGUGGGAAGUGCUUUGGUUGUAGUUCAAAUCUUACUCAGCAUCAGAGUAUUCAUACCGGAGAGAAACCCUAUGAAUGUAAGGAAGGUGCAAAGGCCUUAAAACCCCACCAACAGCUUACAAGACAUCAGAAAUCUCACAGUGGUAAGAGACCUUUUGAAUGCGAGGAAUGUGGUGAGUCUUUCAAGCAUGAAUCCAGCCUUGUUCAACACAGGAUUAUUCAUUCUGGUGUGAAACCGUAUGGAUGUAAUGAGAAUGGAAAAGCCUCUAAUUGCCACUCAAAGGUUAUGGAACAUCAGAAGAUUCUUUCUGGUGAGAAACCCUCUCAAUGUAAGGAAUGUGGGAAAGCCUUCACUGUUCUAACACAGCUCAUCAUUCGGACCCACAACAGUCAUACUGGAGAGAAAUCAUUUCAAUGUAAGCAGUGUGGCAAGAUACUCAGUACUGGCUCAUAUUUUGAGCAACAUCAGAGUAGUCAUACAGGUGAGGAAUCCUUUGAGUGUAAUGUAUGUGAGAAGGCUUUUAGGCUUCAGGCAUACCUUUCUGAGCAUCAGAAAACUCACACUGAUGAGAAACCUUUCAAGUGUAAGCUAUGUGGGUCAGCCUUCAGACGUAAGUACCACCUUACAGAACAUCAGAGCAUCCAUACUGAUGAGAAACCCUAUCAGUGCAAGGAAUGUGGGAAAUAUUUUCGUCGACGUUCAAAUUUUACUGUUCAUCAGAGUAUUCACACUAAUGUGAAACCCUUCAAGUGUAAACACUGUGGGUCAGCCUUCAGACUUCAGUCCCUACUUACACAACAUCAACGAAUUCAUACUGAUGAGAGACCCUAUCAGUGCAACGAAUGUGGGAAAAACUUCCGUCGUCGUUCAAAUUUUACUGAGCAUCGAAGUAUUCACUCUGGAAAGAAACCGUUUGAAUGUAAGGAAUGUGGGAAAGUCUUUAGACUUAAUAUCCAUCUCAUUCGCCACCAGAGAUUUCAUACUGGUGUGAGAUCUUUCGAAUGUUCGGAGUGUGGAGAGGCCUUUCGUCUUCGUGCCCAUCUUAAGAGCCAUAAAAUAAUUCAUUCAAAUCUAAAACUGUUUGAAUGCAAGGAAUGUGGAAAGUCCUUCAAGCGUGUCUCCACCCUUGUUCAACAUAGGAAUAUCCAUGCUGGUGUGAAGCCAUAUGAAUGUAAUGAGUGUGGGAAAGCCUUUAAUCGUCGCUCAAACCUCACGCAACAUCAGAAGAUUCAUUCUGGUGAGAGACCCUUUCAGUGUAAGGAAUGUGGGAAAGCCUUCACUGUUUUGGCACAGCUCACUCGGCACCAGAACAUUCAUACUGGAAAGAAAUCAUUUGAAUGUGAGCAAUGUGGGUCAGCCUUCAGACUUCAUUACCAACUUACUCAACAUCAAAAAAUUCAUACUGAUAUCAAACCCUAUCAGUGCAAGGUAUGUGGAAAAGGCUUUGUUCGUGGUACAGGCCUUAGAAUUCACGAGAAAACACAUACUGGUGAGAAGCCCUUUCAAUGUAAGGAAUGUGGGAAGUCCUUCCGAAUUCAUUCUGAGCUUACUCAACAUCAGAGAAGUCAUAGUGAAGUGAAACCCUAUCAGUGCAAGGAAUGUGGAAAGGGCUUUGUUCGUGGUACAGGACUUCGAAUUCAUGAGAGAAUCCAUACUGCUGAGAGGCCCUUUCAGUCUUAAUGUGGGGAAACCUUUUGAUAUCAUUACCAAUUACUUGGACAUUGUAGAAUUCAUACUGACAAGAAUCCUUAUGAAUGUAAAGAACAUGGGAAAUACUUGUUUUGAAUACUAUAAAGCACACCAGAGAAUUCACACUGGUGAGGAACCUUACCACUGUUAAAAAUGGGAAAACACCUUUAAUCCCAGCACUUGGGAGGCAGAGGCAGGUGGAUCUCUGUGAGUUUGAGGCCAGCG
Phodopus roborovskii (desert hamster) is the source of this 2531-nucleotide messenger RNA. RefSeq names its product zinc finger protein 60. Bases 102 to 2297 code for a protein of 731 amino acids. The transcript has 5 exons. The record is from RefSeq and is a predicted model, not a curated record. Gene Ontology annotation, cellular component: nucleus. Gene Ontology annotation, biological process: regulation of transcription by RNA polymerase II. NCBI's taxonomy places the organism in Eukaryota, Metazoa, Chordata, Mammalia, Rodentia, Cricetidae. Gene Ontology annotation, molecular function: RNA polymerase II transcription regulatory region sequence-specific DNA binding; DNA-binding transcription factor activity, RNA polymerase II-specific.